Aureobasidium namibiae CBS 147.97 is the source of this 777-nucleotide messenger RNA. RefSeq lists its product as uncharacterized. Gene Ontology annotation, molecular function: transcription coactivator activity; chromatin DNA binding. Gene Ontology annotation, biological process: positive regulation of DNA-templated transcription. NCBI's taxonomy places the organism in Eukaryota, Fungi, Ascomycota, Dothideomycetes, Dothideales, Saccotheciaceae. The transcript has 2 exons. Gene Ontology annotation, cellular component: nucleus. Bases 1 to 777 code for a protein of 258 amino acids. The record is from RefSeq and is a predicted model, not a curated record.
AUGUCGGUCAACUGGGUUAUGGUGGAGCCCUCGUCGACGCAGCCAUUUACUCCCCUACCGCACGAACAGACUCUCUACAAGUCGCCAGCCCGUACAAGCUUUUCUCUGCAAUCACUCAACAAGUUCCCCGGCAAGGAUCCCGUACACUGUUCAGCUUCUGCCGGUACCUUGUAUCUCACCAACCGCCGCCUCGUCUACCUGCCCUCCACACCCACACCUCAGCUUCAGUCUUUCGCCGCCCCUCUUCUCAACACACACGAUUCGCAUGUCGUUGCCCCUUGGAUAGGUCCCAAUGUCUGGACCGCACUCGUGCAACCCGUCCAGGGCGGUGGCAUCCCCGCCCACAUUCCCGCCCUGGAACUUAAGUUUGCCUUCAAGGACGGAGGCGCAUACGACUUCCACUCUGGGUACGAGCGCGUCAAGGAGAGACUGCAACAGCAGGUCGAUGUCGCGAGGCAAUCAGGCCAUCUCCAAGGUGAUGGCAGCGAAGCUGGUCGAGGAAGAGGAGCUGACACGCUAGCUGCUGUUGACGUUGCGAAUGUGCAUCUGGAUGACUUGCCCGCUUACGAGGAGACUGGUGCUUCCGUGUCUAUCCCUCAGCCUCAGGCACAGUCGGCGCCACCUCCUGUAUCGAGGCAAGCUCCUGCCUCGUCCGAGUCGCACGCGCCAGAAGUCUUCACACCACCCGCUGAGCCACCACCGGGAUACGAGCAGGUGCAGAGAGAGACUGUCGAAGAUGAGUUGGAGAGAAGAUUAAGCUCUGGUCGUAUUCUCUGA